UCCCGCAGCAGUAGUGAGUUGUUGGCUGUGGAGCGGUUCGGUUCCACGUGGAGCCGCGGCGGGAAGGUAGAGGACUGAAGAGCGGCGGCUGCAGCGAGAGGUGCCCUUUCCAACCGCGCGGGCCUCGGCCUACUCCGCUUCCCCAGGGACGUGUUGGACGUGCGCGCAGCCAGAUGGACACUCCUCCGCUCUCAGGUUCGGACUCAGAUUCUGAUGAUUCUCUUGUCACGGACAAAGAGUUGCAGGAUGCCUUUUCCCGAGGUCUCCUGAAGCCAGGCCUCAAUGUCGUGCUAGAGGGGCCGAAGAAGGCAGUGAACGACGUGAAUGGCCUGAAACAGUGUUUGGCUGAAUUCAAACGGGAUCUGGAAUGGGUUGAAAGGCUUGAUGUCACCCUCGGUCCGGUGCCAGAAAUCAGUGGACCCCAGUCACCACCUCAGGACAAGGAUCAGAAAGCUGUUGAUCCAGAAAAUGACUUCCAGCGGGAGAUGAGCUUCUACCGUCAGGCCCAGGCCGCAGUGCUUGCAGUAUUACCCCGCCUCCAUCAGCUCAAAGUCCCUACCAAGCGGCCCACUGAUUAUUUUGCAGAGAUGGCCAAGUCUGAUCAGCAGAUGCAGAAGAUUCGACAGAAACUGCAAGCUAAACAGGCCGCCAUGGAGAAGUCUGAAAAGGCUAAGCAAUUGCGAGCACUUAGGAAAUACGGAAAGAAGGUGCAAACAGAGGUACUUCAGAAGAGGCAGCGGGAGAAAACACACAUGAUGAAUGCCAUUAAGAAAUACCAGAAAGGCUUCUCUGAUAAACUGGAUUUCCUUGACGGAGAUCAGAAACCUUUGGCACGGGGCUCGAAGGAAGGAGCUAAAGGCCAGCAGACGAAGAAGGGUCCCAAUGCCAAACGGCGCUAUAAAAACCAGAAGUUUGGUUUUGGUGGAAAGAAGAAAGGCUCCAAGUGGAACACUCGCGACAGCUAUGAUGAUGUAUCCAGCUUCCGGGCCAAGACAGCUCAUGGCAAGGGCCUCAAGAGGCCUGGCAAGAAAGGAUCAAAUAAGAGACCUGGAAAACGGACAAGAGAGAAAAUGAAGAGUAGAACACACUAAGCAACAUCUUUGUGUGCAUAGAACCAAGAAAAAGGAAUGAAGAAUUGGGAUUUCACAAUACAAUUGGAUCCCUUAGGUUGGUUUCUUUUUGUUAAAAAAAAAAAAAAUUAUUCAAUAAACUAAAAAAUUAUCAAAG
Molecule: messenger RNA, 1227 nt
Organism: Rhinolophus ferrumequinum (greater horseshoe bat)
Lineage: Eukaryota; Metazoa; Chordata; Mammalia; Chiroptera; Rhinolophidae
Gene: EBNA1BP2
Product: EBNA1 binding protein 2
Exons: 9
Coding region: 174-1091 (305 amino acids)
Biological process (GO): ribosomal large subunit biogenesis; rRNA processing
Cellular component (GO): nucleolus; preribosome, large subunit precursor; nuclear periphery
Source: RefSeq, a predicted model, not a curated record